UUUCAUCACGUUGGCUCUGAGUUUCGAUCUUCUCUCCUCUACUCCAAACUCUUGCAUAUUUUUUUUCCAUCUCAGUCGAUCUUCUCUCCUCUACUCCAAACUCUUGCAUAUUUUUCGUUCCAUCUCAGUCUCGCUUCUCUCGUCCGUGCUCCGAGGACAGUCCUCCCUCUGCUGCUUCUGAGACUGCCUACGCUGUCUCUGUCAAAAUCUCCAAAGUGUGACCAAUUGUUGUUCGUAAGAGGCGAUCGUGGAAGAAGGUGGAAGAAGGCGAAUCGAGAAGCUCUGUGCUCACAGUGUUAACAACAGAGGCUUGCUUGUGGAUUCCUCCUCUCGUUGCUCUUUCUCAAAACGACUCUGUUCGAGCUAAGCACAAGGGUUUAGUUUAUGCCGUGUUAGUUCUUCCACCUUGAAUAAAAUCGUCGAGUUCUGAAUUGGACCUUGAUCGGCCAAACAUUGAGGAUUACCUACCCUCUGGAUCCAGUGUUCAACAUGAACGGCAUGGGAAGCUCCGCCUGUGAUGAACCUGAUUGGUGAUGUUAAAGGAAAGGUUGCAGUAAUGGUGGAUGAUAUGAUCGACACUGCUGUGUUUGCAGGGGUAUUAAUUGUGAAUUUCAGUCAGCUGGAUAGUUAGCAAUCUGAUCCGUCCUUACCCUGCCCAUUCUGCAUAUCCUCAGCAUUCAUUGCUUUUUCAUUCUUCAUGACUUUUGCUCAGUGUUCAAUUUCCAACAUGUUUCAACAUAGAAACCAUGAUGAUUUCGCAACUGUGGCAGGGUUUGCUUUCAUUUACAUGGAAGAUGAACGAGAUGCUGAGUAUGCAAUCAGAAGGCUUGAUAGAACUGAAUUUGGUAGAAAGGGACGCCGGAUUCGUGUUGAGUGGACUAAGCAAGAACGUGACAGUAGAAGGUCAGGUGGUGAUUCCAGAAAACCUUCAUCUAAUUCAAGGCCAUCCAAAACUUUGUUUGUUAUUAAUUNUGAUCNAGUUCACGCCAGGACAAAGGAUCUGGAGAGACAUUUUGACCCUUAUGGGAAAAUNUUAAAUAUAAGGAUCAGAAGGAAUUUUGCUUUUAUUCAGUAUGAAUCACAGGAGGAUGCUACUAGAGCUUUGGAGGCGACCAACCUGAGCAAGUUUAUGGACCGUGUUAUCACGGUGGAGUAUGCCAUAAGAGAUNAUGAUGACAGAGAUAGAAGGAACGGAUACAGUCCUGAAAGAAGAGCUCAUGACUCGCCUGAUGGGAGAUAUGGUCGUGGUAGAUCGCCCAGUCCAUAUCGUAGAGGUAGGGGUAGCCCAGAUUAUGGUCAUGGAUCAAAUCCAUCUUCUCGACCAGAAACAAAAGGAAGCCCCAAGUAUGAACGAGCUGAAAGUCCGAUAAAUNGGAGAUAUGAUAGGUUUGAUCUAAUUUACUUGUUUUGUUUUCUUAAAAUAGUUUUUGGAGCUAUUUCGUUAUGUUCUGACUUUUUUACUGUUCCUGCANCCGGUCUCCACCACCCNGAGAAAGGUCANGUUCUUGAGGAAAAGCUGUAGACUGUGAAAUUNUUGUUAGAACCUUAAAUUGGUAAAGACAUUCUAGAUGUUAUUAAAUGUGUUGCAUGUCAAAUUAUGAAUUAAGUAAAGACAUUCUACUUAAUUAUGAA
Messenger RNA from Vigna radiata var. radiata (mung bean), 1632 nucleotides. RefSeq names its product serine/arginine-rich splicing factor RS41-like. NCBI's taxonomy places the organism in Eukaryota, Viridiplantae, Streptophyta, Magnoliopsida, Fabales, Fabaceae. Gene Ontology annotation, cellular component: nuclear speck. Gene Ontology annotation, molecular function: RNA binding. The transcript has 8 exons. The record is from RefSeq and is a predicted model, not a curated record. Gene Ontology annotation, biological process: mRNA splicing, via spliceosome. Bases 698 to 1522 code for a protein of 274 amino acids.